AUGUCUGACUCACAUCUUAUUAGUCGUUUACAAAACUCAAGUCGUCAAAAUGCUUCGACCCCCAUCACCAGUGUGAAGAAGUCACUGAAGCCCAAAAGCGCAUUUUGUAUCAAAACUUCGAAGAAUUGGGUCUUGCCUCCUCGUCCAAAGCCUGGAAGAAAACCUUCGACAAAUGCCACCAACAACCCAGACUCAAAGAAGAGAAAGAACAAAAACUCCUGCAAAUCAAAGUCUAUUCUUAAAAACGGUGUUGCCAAUAGCCACAAUAAUAAUGUCAAUAUGUCCUCUGGCAUUCCUAACUCUGUGGCUGCCAGACCAAUGUCAAUGUCAACAUCAUCUCAAACUUCCAAUGAUUCGUAUGCCAAGCAUGUGCAAUUUGCUAACCAGCCGGUGGUUCCAGAAGAUGGUUUACUCGAAAUCGAAAUCAUCCGGGCCAACCAAGAAAACUCGGUUCUCAAGGAAGAGCUUUCUAAACUUGUGUACGAUUUGAAGAGCCUUAGACAACAACUCAAUGAUUGUUCAGCCAGCCCUGAAGAAAAAGGGACCAAAAAUGUUUCCAGUCCUUCAACUGAUAUCCAAUCUCCUGUUAGCUCACUUGAAAUGACCCAAAACUCUUCAUUGAUGUCGUUUGAAUCGGCACCAGGGUAUACAGACGGUCACAGUCCAGCUUCCUCCAACUAUAUCGAUGAUCAUGAUUACAGUCUUCAUAGAAAAAGAACCCAUGAAAUUUUUGAAGUUGAUGAUCAUGAGGAUGAUGACCAUUCCAUAAAACUCUUGAAACACGACAACUUUGAUCUUUUCGGUGGUGAGAGUGCUGCCGAGUCCAUUGUUCACUCACAUAACUACAAUAGAUCAAGAACUCCUUCUCUUUUCAAUCCUCCAAAUUCUCUUCCAGAUACCAGCAAUCCUACUCAUUCCAAUUUCUUUGAUGACUUCUUGAUCAACCCUCAACAACCAGAGGAAGAGGAUGAUGACUUGAUGAUUUUUGAAAAACCAACGGCUCAGUUUGAACUUGCCACAAACAACAAUAAUUCAAGUUUGACAUUAUCAAAACACAGUACCCUCAACUCUGACUUUGAAGAAAUCAACAAGAUUGAUACAACCACCACUGUUGAUCCCGAAGAAAUGGAACGGUUUUUCAAUAAGGUCAUUGACUUGCCAGAAUCUUUGGAAGAAGAAAACCAACUCCAAAAUGCCGACGCGUUGGAUAUUGAUGAAUUCAUGGAUUUUACUUUUUUGAAAGAUAUAGAAAGUACUUAA
Molecule: messenger RNA, 1260 nt
Organism: Saccharomycopsis crataegensis
Lineage: Eukaryota; Fungi; Ascomycota; Saccharomycetes; Ascoideales; Saccharomycopsidaceae
Product: transcription factor HAP4
Exons: 2
Coding region: 1-1260 (419 amino acids)
Biological process (GO): regulation of DNA-templated transcription
Cellular component (GO): nucleus
Source: RefSeq, a predicted model, not a curated record